AUGAGCUAUAUUUCAAAAGGAGAAGAAGCAACGCCAAGGCUUCAUCGGAUUCGUAUUACUUUAACAUCACGUAAUGUUAAAAAUUUAGAGAAAGUUUGUUCGGAUUUGACACGUCGUGCAAAAGAUAAAAGUUUGCGUGUAAAAGGGCCAGUUCGGUUACCGACAAAAGUUUUGAGGAUUACAACACGAAAGACACCAUGUGGUGAAGGAUCAAAAACGUGGGAAUGCUAUGAGAUGAGAAUUCAUAAGAGGCUUAUUGAUUUACAUUCGCCAACAGAGACGGUGAAACAAAUUACCUCGAUAAAUAUGGAAGCAGGGGUUGAAGUGGAAGUGACGAUCCAGCAGUCUUCUCAAUCAUCGUUGGGUGUUUGA
This is a messenger RNA of Pneumocystis jirovecii RU7, 372 nucleotides long. RefSeq names its product 40S ribosomal protein S20. The transcript is spliced from 4 exons. NCBI's taxonomy places the organism in Eukaryota, Fungi, Ascomycota, Pneumocystomycetes, Pneumocystales, Pneumocystaceae. The record is from RefSeq and is a predicted model, not a curated record. Gene Ontology annotation, cellular component: cytosolic small ribosomal subunit; ribosome. Gene Ontology annotation, biological process: translation. Bases 1 to 372 code for a protein of 123 amino acids. Gene Ontology annotation, molecular function: RNA binding; structural constituent of ribosome.